CUCUCUCUCUCUCUCUCUCCCCACAGUCUCUCCCACUCAAGUUAAAGACGAUCACUCGCUGCAGCAGACAAAUCGCGAAACCAAAAUCACCGCGAAGCGCUCUCUCUCUCGCGCUUUGUCUCUGAAAUGCGAAGAACGAAGAUCAGAAGAAGUAACUGAAGAAGGACCACGAUACAAUGCAGUCGGAGCCGGCCUACCAGGUCCACCGGCCGGCGAGAUCGGCCGCAGAAGCAUGCGGCGGAGAUCGGCGUGACGCGAGCCCCGACUCCUUGAUCUUCACGCCGGAAUCCAAUCUCAGCAUCUUCUCCUCCGCCUCCGCCUCCGCCUCCGUCGGUCGAUGCUCUUUCGCCUCCGAUGCUCAGGACCGCGACUCUCUCGUCUCCGAUCUCUCCAUGGAUCGAGAUCUCAGGGGAAAUUCGAGUUGUACAGAUUCGGAUCCAAACAAGCUUUCAACAGGGAGAAAGCACAGUAGGAACUCUAGAAAGACAGAUAAAGUGAAAGUGCAGAAAGAAGACAACGAGGUGAACACGGAAGAUGAGAACCAACACUUGGAUUCAGCUAGGAGCUCCUUCUCUUUAGCUAUUAAAGAAUGUCAGGAUAGGAGAUCCAGAUCCGAAGCUCUCGUGAAGAAGCUCCACAGGCAAAGAACUCCUUCUCUGGAUCUCAAUAAUGUCACCUCUUCCUCUCCACGACUGGUAACCGUCCAGAGAAACUCUGUUUCAACAAAGAAAUCCAGCGCUUUUCCUAGUCCAGGAACUCCGACUUAUCUGCAUGGUAGCAUUGCGAUGCCAAAGGGUUGGAGCUCAGAACGAGUACCAUCACAUUCGAAUGGGGCAAGAACUCUAGCCUUCAUGCCUUCUUACAGUGGGAAAACUCUACCUUCGAAAUGGGAAGAUGCAGAGAGAUGGAUAUUGAGUCCUGUUGCUCGGGAAGGAAUCAUUCGAACUUCAUUUGGGGCAUCGCAUGAAAGGCGGCCUAAAUCAAAGAGUGGUCCAUUAGGACCUCCAGGACUUGCAUAUCAUUCAUUGUAUUCUCCUGCUGUUCCGAUGGUUGAAGACGGGAGAAUGGGCAGUUUCAUGGCAGGCUCCCCUUUUUCGGCUGGAGUGAUGACAACAGAUAAACAUUCCGGGAGCUCUGGUGCAGCUUUUCCUUCAAGAAUAGAUCCCUCCAUGGCUAGAUCCAUUAGCAUUCAUGGCUGUUCGGAGAAUUUCGCGCCACCUCUGCCUCCAUCCCGAGAUGGCUUCCUCCCUGACAAUGUCAAGGAUGCUUCCACCAAUCCUCUUGCCGCAUCGAGAAGAGAUAUGGCAACCCAGAUGAGUCCGGAUGGAAGCGUCCACCUAUCCCCCGAGAGAAGAUCUUCGCUCUCUCUUUCCUCUCCACCGGCACUAUCUAUAAUCGAAAUACUGAAUGGCCGGUCCUCGAAACCAGAAAUCAGGGAUUUGCAGGUUGAUGGAAAUGUCACUGUAACGCGUUGGUCAAGGAAGCACAGAGCGCUAUACCACGGAAAGAGCAAAGAAACGGAGAACUUGAAUGAACAAGCCAUGGGUACUCACGGUUUGACAUGGGCCAAGAGAGAGGAAGCUAGGAUCAAUGCAUGGGAAAAUUUGCAAAAAGCAGAAGCAGAGGCAGCAAUGAGAAAACUAGAGAUGAAGUUGGAAAAGAAGAGAACAACGUCGACGGAAAAGAUCAUGAAAAAGCUGAAAGCGGCGCAAAAGAGAGCCCAGGGGAUGAGGAGCUCGGUAGUAGUCAAUCGCGGUGAACAAGGUUCAAGUACAUCCCGCAAGUUUGCAUCUUUUAGAAUGAUUCGGCAGAUGGCUUCCAUUAGUGGUUGCUUUACCUCUUCAAGCCUCUAAGUUGCCAGGUUAAUACAUGAUAUCGAUGGAGGUGUUGUAGAGCAGAAGAAGACAUUGAGAGGUCUUGUGCCAGUUUUUGGUAAAAACACGAAACUCACCCUCCCCAGCGUUUGAUCAAUCCACGUGAGAAUGCUCUGUUUUUUGGCCGCACGCUAUAGUCCUUAUACGUUUUUUUACGCGCAUGGAUCAAUCGGCCUCUACGAUAUUGAUAUAAAGUUGAUGCUGUGGGAGGGAAUAUGUUAGAGGUGGAUAUGAUCCUUGGGUGUCCAUACGGUAAUUGAGGCUGCGUAUUUUUCCGUGUAUAUGAUAUGUGUCCUCCUCUAUCUGCAAGCUUCAUUGUUCAGCUUUUGUUGUUCAUUUUGAACUUUGCUAUUAAGGCCAUGUUGAUGUUUGAUGGGUUCCCAUCACUUUUUAUCA
This is a messenger RNA of Tarenaya hassleriana, 2270 nucleotides long. RefSeq lists its product as uncharacterized. Bases 177 to 1853 code for a protein of 558 amino acids. Lineage: Eukaryota; Viridiplantae; Streptophyta; Magnoliopsida; Brassicales; Cleomaceae. The transcript has 8 exons. The record is from RefSeq and is a predicted model, not a curated record.